This is a messenger RNA of Boleophthalmus pectinirostris (great blue-spotted mudskipper), 8393 nucleotides long. RefSeq lists its product as uncharacterized. Lineage: Eukaryota; Metazoa; Chordata; Actinopteri; Gobiiformes; Gobiidae. Bases 202 to 7239 code for a protein of 2345 amino acids. The transcript has 10 exons. The record is from RefSeq and is a predicted model, not a curated record. Gene Ontology annotation, biological process: mitotic sister chromatid cohesion. Gene Ontology annotation, molecular function: protein-lysine-acetyltransferase activity. Gene Ontology annotation, cellular component: chromatin; nucleus.
UUAUUGGAAGUGCUGUUCAGACUCCCGGUUUUAUCACAAUGGAUGCAGCUUUUUGACCUGGAACGGCGAUAGUCGUUCCGCUCAUUUGUUGCAAGCUGCUGCUAGCGCUAGCUCCAUCACUGAGGACCUGAGCUAGCACUCAAGCCUCAGGGAGCAAGCUAACUCAUCAUUUCUGACUCUAUAACUUUGUGUGACAAAGAAAUGCCUGCCUCAAAAAGGGAAUUAUCACCACCAGAAUCUGAGUCCAAGAUUAGGAAGUUGGAUGAAGAUGGAGACGCCAUGCCAUCUAAAGUGGCAUCUAUCCUGGGCACUGACAAUUCACCAGAAAGAACAGCAGCCCCAAGGACCAAGAAAAAACUGUCUCCUUCACCUGGGGGAAAUAAUUCAAGGCCUAGUUCUCCUUUGUCAGACUCCAGUGAAUCAGUAUCUGACCCACCUUUCAAAAAAGCCAAGCUUUUUUCCUCAAGUGCCUUUUCUACAGUUUCCUCAGAGGAAUCCAAGUCCAACAUCUCCCCGAUGCAGACAACACUGACAGAGUCUGAAGAGGCAAGUAUUGGUAGUUGUAAUAAAGAUUUCAUCAGGAUGAGCGGUGGCAGUGAUAAAGCCCUCUGCAUCAUACAAUAUUCUAACAAAGCUAUGGCUGAAGAAAUAUUGUCUGUACCAAAUGAAGAACUGCCCUGUUCUCCUUCAGGUCCUGUACAAGCAGACCACAGUUAUGGGAGAAUAUCAGAAAUUACUGAGACAGAUCAGGAGGGUAACAUUAUACAAGAAUUUAAAAGUUCAGUUCCAGAGUCACAAAAAGCAACCAUCACAGAAUCAACAGAAAGAAGCACUAAAUGUGAAGCUGAACCUAGCAACUGUUCAAAGGUGCAUGUACGAGAAAGUCAAAAAACAGAUGAUAUUAUAAUCGAUUCAGCCUCAGAUUCAUUGGACAAUGGGACAUGUGUUGUUGCAUCUGUUUGCGAAGAGAAAGAUGAGACAAGUUCAGAGCCUCAAAGUGAAAAGGAAUUUGAAAAUAAAACACUACUAAUUCCUGAAAAGGCAUUAUGUCCAGUUGAAAAUGUUAAUCCAAAAGAGAUUGGAAGAGUAGAUACUGUAACAGCAGUACAGGAGGAGGUUUUAAUUGAAGUCCCUACUGUGCCAGUUACAGAAGAGUUUGAACAGGAUGUCAAAUGGCAUACAAACGAAAAAGAUCACAAAACACUGGUUGAAGAGACACAUUUUACAAUAAGUCAUCCAUUAAUGAAUAAAAAACCUUCUGAACCUGAACAAUCUCUAGCUGUAAGCAGUAUUCCCGAGGGGCACACUGAAAGUGUUGCAAAUUUAGUGCAAACGGACAGCACUGUUCAAUUCACCUUUGAAGAAUCUCUUAAAAUUGAACAGAUGCAUGACCAAGUGUCUAAUGACUUUACUAACAACUCUGAUGCUGGUAAUCAAAUUACAGAUAAGAUGCAUAAAAAUGACACAGAAGAAAAGGUGGAAAUGGUAACAUCUAGCAAUGAGUGUGGCUUACAGAAUCUAAUGUCAAAUGAAAAGUCAUCUAGCAAGGAAUUAGAAGACCAGGAUAAUGACAGAGUUAAUGACUUCACUCCAAGAGCUAUAAAGGACUCUCUUAUGGAAAAAGAAAAACCUUGUAUUGAAGAUGUCACUAUAUUGAACGGACAGAUCAGUGUUGAAAUUCCCACUGGGUUUUCAGAGGAGAUAAACUCUGCAGCAGUGGAAAUACAAAGCUGUGAAAGGCAAGGAGAUGGGCAAACGGAAAGUUUCUCUACUUCACAUUAUGUGGAAUCUCACUGUAUUCAUGAUGUUAUUGAACCUGCUUCAGGUAUGUCCGAAAAUGUAGGUGAAUAUUCAGUGUCACAAAAUGAUGAGAUGACUGCAAACUCUGCUGAAACACAAAGGCUUUGUUCAGUGCCGACAGUAGAUGUACAGAGCGACGUCCAGAUAAAUGAUGAUCAGUAUUAUAAGGAACCUGAGGUAGACACAUUUGAACUACAGGGAGAGAUGGUGUCACAUCAAACCAAAACCACUGAUUAUCCUGAAUCAUCUGAAAUUAUACACCAAGAAGUUGUUGUAGCUGUAAACAUUGAGAAUUCAGUGGAAAGUGAGCAUAGCACAUAUUUAUCAAACAAAAAUGAGAAUGAAACUUUCACAGUAAAGUCUAAGGAAGAACUUGCUGCUGUUUUUCCUGUAAGUCCACACACAAUAUCCCCUCCUGAAGUAACUGCUUCACCAUCCAAAAUGUGCUCACAGUACCGUGAAGUCAGUGAGACGUCUGUACUGACUGUAGAUGAUCAAAUUGAAUGUUCCACUGUCAUUGGAAACAAUAACGCAGACACACAACCAAAUUUAUUAUCACCGAUGAAUUCUGCAACAAAAAGAGAUGGGGUUUUACCACCUUUAGUGGAAAUGUGUCCAGAUGUGACUGAUGCUUUACGUGAAACACAAACUGUAAUGAUUCAAAAUAUUGGAAGUGUAGAAAUUGUAGACUCAGAUAAUCAGAUAAUUAUACCAUCUGAAGAAAUAAGUUCUACAGUUGUAUCAUACCAGAGCACAAAUUCCUUGACAAGGCAAGCGGAGGAUAUUCAAGAAAGUUUUAUCAGUAAUGCCUUUACUGACCAUUCUGAAGAGGUUGUUACUGAAUAUUAUACAACAACCGAUGUACAAACCACAGCAGCGUCAGAGGAUAUUUCUAUACCGACAUCCACAGUUGAACUUAACACUAAUGAUGGUCGAGAGGUUGCUACCUCUGACUCUGAGAUCAGAGAUGCAAAUAAUAUUAACAUCAAAGAAGUUGACACAGACUGUGCAGAUACCAUUGCUAUGGAAGUUCAACUUACAGAGCAAGACACUACAGAAGACAAUGACGUUAUGACUGAAAAUGUGGAUAAACAAAUUAUUACAGUACCAGAAGAGAUUAAAGUAAUACCUUCAGUUAUGGUAGCAGAAGAAGCUGAGCAUUCAGUGGUCUUUUUACGUGAAGUUCAGGGACAUCUGUCUCAUUCUGAGGUUAUAGAGGCUGAGCAAAUGCAAACUGAGUCAGUUGUUGUGGAUACUAUGGAAGAUAAUUCUGUAAUUAGUGAAUCACAAGAAACUGAAUGUAUGGCAGAUGUUACAGAAACUAAUGAGAGAGAAAUUGAUGCCAAUGAUUUGACACAACAAUUGCUCCUUAAUACAGACGUACAAGGCAAUGAGAAGACUAAUAAUGCUGGUUAUAAGCAAGAGGAUGUUCACAGUGUAGAAGAACCUAAUAUGAUAAACACUGAGUCUGACCUUAAGACAAAUGAAAAUCAGAUAGUAUAUGAGCCUAUUAGCAGUCCAGAAAGUACCACAGAUGGAGAGGUUCCUUCACUGCCAGAAAACAAUGGUACAGUUAGGCAGGUGCAUGCAGACAUAACUGAUACUUCACAGAUCAUUUAUAGUGUGUCAGCAUUAACUACUGACAAAGAAAUGGUUGUUUCAGAUGGCUAUGCAGUUGCUGAAAUUGCAAGUGUGCCUCCAGAAAAUUCUAUCAUUCCCCCUGUUGAAGACUUUAAAGUAAAUGGCAAGAGUUUUCAAAAUGAUGAAUUCAUCAGGAGCGAAAAUGUUUUGGACAACCAAACAGAAUCGCAACGUAUGCAGACAGUUGUUUUAUCUUCUGCAUCACAGAAUGAGGAAAUUUGCAAACUGAAUAACCAGCAACUUAAAAAUGAACAAUAUUCAGAUCAACAAUUAAUAUCUGAGGCUCACACUGCAGCUGAAAUUCACAGGGUGGAACGGAGCACAGCCAUUGAGCAGUUAGAACAAAGUAAUGGCAUGCAGGAUGUGAGUGUUUCAGUGACUAGUGUAAGUGAAGAUGCACCAGAUGGUCAGUUGGAGAACACAGAAGAGCAGAGUGAAGAGAGUGUCUCAGAUUUAGUCCCUGUCUCAGUGUUUACUGAACAAGUGCAAGAGGUCACUGGACCUGAAGCUGUCAAAGACACAGAAGCAGCUACAAUUACAUUUACUACAGAAGGAAAUCAGGAAGCUGAUGCCACGUGUGAAGAGUAUGUUAUAUUAGAGCCUGUACCAGACACAGCAAUUCACUACGACAUCAUUACUCAAGCUGUGGCUGAAUCAGGGCUGUCAGAAGAGAUUCGAGCAAAUCCUGAAAGCAUUAUAGAUGAGGUACAGCAAACAAGUGUUACAAGUGAAAGCACACAGGAGACAAUGGAUACUGAGACACAUUUGGAGAAAACUGAACAAGUUGAGCAAAUUGGUAUCUCUUCUCAACCUACUGACAUGAUGGAAGUGACUCCAGCCAACUUUGGGUCAGAUGUCACCCAACCAAUUGAUGUUAAUAUGAUGCCACCUGAAUGCCAGAUUUUAGAGGAUAUUGAGAUUGGACGUGAGAUAGUUGUGGCAGAAGAGGAGCAAGAAGAGGACAGUGACAUUUCUAUAAUUGAGAAACCUCAAGAAUUUGCAUCUGAAGAAGAACCUAAAAAGACAGAUGAAAAUGAUUUGAUAAGUAAAACAACUGGUGAUGAGACAAGUAAAGACACUGGUGAUGAGAAAAACAAAGAAACGGGUAAUGAGACAAAUAGAGAAAUAGCCUCUUUGGAAACUGUAACAAAGGACAUCACCACUGUAGAGAAAAAAGAGCCUGAAAAACCUAAGAAGCAAGAAAUGAAUACACAGGCCAGGACAAAAGCUCGCCUUGCGGCUCUUGCAGAGCAAAAGGCUGCUGCAUCUAAGAGACAAGCAAGGAGAGAGCAACUCAACCUAUUAGCCUUGUGCCAAGAAAUAGCAGAAGACAUAGCUACAGACAGCAUGCUUCUAAAGAAAAUUGAAGAGGAGAAGCAAGCAGCAGCUGUGGCUGCAGCUAAAAGUGAGGCCAGCACAAAUGAAAGUCCACCUGUUAAUAGCCAAGAGGAGGAGCCAGGGGAUGCUAUGGGUCCAGUUCCAGAAAGUGUAGAGGUGAGCUCAACUUCAAUCACACCCACUGAAAACAACACUGUAAUUCAGACCUCUACCACAAAUGCAGAGGAGACGAAGGCCAUAUCAGAACCACCAAAACGGAGGUUCUUUACAUCACAAGUUACUGUUCCACUCAAAGCUCACGAGAAAAAGAAACUUACUAGAUAUCAAAGAUUGAGACAAGUUGAGCUACAGCGAGAAAAAAUGUCAUGGGCUAGAGUGAAGAAGCUCAAGACUGACCAAGCAAAUCAAAUGUUUUCUGACAUGGACUGGCAAGCAUCAAUGUCAUUUUCUUCAUUUGGUAUGGAUAAUGCAGCCACUGUAUCACAGCCUGUGGCUGUUUUGUCUAAACCACCUUCACCGGAACUCUCAUCACCAAGCAAAUGUGCUGCUAACUCUGAGGAGCCUCUAGUUGAGAUGUCUAAGCCUGAAACACCUGUAAGCGAACCAGCCAAAGUGGAAAUUUCUCAAACUGGACCUGCAAAAGCAGCAACAGAAGAAAAACCUGAAGCCGAUAAACAUGAAUCUCCUCAAAAGGAGGACUCAAAAGCUGAAAUGAAAGACUCAAAAGCAGAUCCUGCCAAACCUGAGCUUCGUGAGCUUCGUAAGUCCUCUCGCAUCAGUAAAAUUGAAUCUUCAAAAGCUGCUUCUACGCCUGCACCAGCAACAAAAAGCAAAGUCACAUCUAAAAAAGUCCUCCCUGCUGUUCCACCUCCCAUGCCAAAUGGCCUUAAUAGUCAAAGUUUGAAGAUAGAGUAUAAGCCGUACAAACCCAGACCCAAGUAUUCUCCUGAUGACUUUGAACUGGACGAUGACCCAGUUCCUCCUCCAAAAGCAUGUCCUCAGGCUAAGCCCACUCACCAGAUGAGGCCUAAUGUUCAAUCAAGACCAGCUUCCCAGUCCACCACUCCUUUAAAACCCACUGUUUCAACACAACCUUCAAACCAGUUGAAGCCCAAAGUUCUGACACCUGCUGGACGGAUCUCAGGUCAGACAAAGCCAGCCUCCAGUGAUCUGGCUAACCCUUCAGCAGCACAGGCACUGUCAAAAGGCACACAUGUAACUCCAUCGUCAUCAAAGCUCUUACCCACAACUGAAGUGCUACAGAAAACUCCUGCCUCGACAAGCCCUCAGUCAAAAGUUGUUGUAGCUCCAACUCCAUCCAAGUCAGCAGCCUCGUCAACCCAGGUUAUACUCUCAAGUACAACCUCGGAGAAGGAGACCACUUCGUCUGUAGAUCAGCCUGCCACAUCUGAAACAACACCUGCUACUGCUCCUCCAGAUGAUGCAGCAGAUCCUGCCAAAUGCAAGGCUACAGAGGAUGUUCCUUUAGCACCUGUUCUUCCUAAAGAAGACUGCGUUGAUUCACAGAAGUCUGAAGAAAACAAAGAAGUCAUUCCAGUCCAGGAUAUGACAGCUCCCUGUGUCCAGUCAGUGAAUAAAACUGAAUCAGAAGAAGCAGACUUGAAAGCCUCAAAACUCUGUCAAGAUCCAAAUAUUGAGUCUCCCAUGUCUGAUGCUAGUCUUCAGAAAGAAAUAAAAAAACUAAAGGAAGCUGACAAAGAUGGCACGCAGACUAUAAUUGAUGCAGGGCAAAAGCAUUUUGGACCAGUGGCAUGCAGUGUGUGUGGGAUGCUCUACUCUGCUGCUAAUCCAGAGGAUGAAUCUCAACAUUUACUGUUUCAUAACCAGUUCAUUAGCGCUGUCAAAUAUGUGGGAUGGAAAAAGGAAAGGAUUUUAUCUGAGUUUCCUGAUGGAAAAAUAAUCCUUGUUCUGCCAGAUGAUCCAAAAUAUGCCCUAAAGAAGAUUGAGGAAAUCAGAGAGAUGGUGGACAAUGACCUUGGCUUCCAGCAGGUGGAGUCAAAGUGUCCCUCAAAGACUAAAACGUUCCUCUUCAUUUCCAAUGACAAGAAAGUUGCUGGGUGCCUCAUAGCCGAGCACAUUAAUGAGGGCUACAGAGUGAUCGAAGAGCCUGCCCCGUCUGGUUCAGAGGGGGAGAAGGUGAUGUUUGAGAGACAGCGAGCAUGGUGCUGCUCUACCACUGCUGAGCCGGCCAUUUGUGGUAUCAGCCGCAUUUGGGUUGUCAGCACCAUGAGACGCCAGGGAAUUGCCUCGCGCAUGCUUGACUGCCUCAGGAACAACUUCAUAUAUGGUUCUAACCUGAGCAAAGAUGAGAUUGCUUUCUCUGACCCUACUCCCGAUGGGAAACUUUUUGCCACACAUUAUUUUGGCACUUCUCAAUUUUUGGUUUAUAACUUUGUGAAUGGGACUCCUGCAACACAGGCCAAAACUGAAAAAGUAUAACAGCUCUCAAUCAGGCAACUAUAGUUCUCAUUGAGACUCUCACUGGAAAAUGGGACCGGACCAUUUAACAACUUAACAAUUCAGUUUGUGUUUUUGAAGUCGGCAUAAUACUAUUUGUGGAGGAUAUUCAUUGGCUUAAUUCUCAGGAUUAAAACAACAAGACGUUGUUUGAAACAAUUUUAAAUUCACCCUUUAAUCACACACUUCAUAUUCUGGCAAAACUUUUCGAGUAACAAAUAUUUUAGUAUUGUUUUAAUGCAUGAUACCACAGCAAUAGAUUUUUCCCCCAACAAAAUUAAAUUUAUAGAUUGUACUCAACUAUUGCAUCACAUGUAUGCAUACAUGGACAUUUGUAUGUUUUCCAGUUUAUUUUGAUCUCUCCUCUGAUCAUGUUUUAGGAUAUAACCACAGCUACAUAGUGCAUAUUGGGCAGAUAAUUUUCAAAUUUCUCAGAUUGGUCCUGUUUUAACAUUUCUUAUAUAAAGGAUUCACUAUAACCUAUAUUUUGUUUUUGAUGAAAUUUUAAAACACAGUGGAAAUGUAGUGAUGUAAUGUAGGACUCUCACCGGGCAUUCAUUAUGUGCUUUCAUUUCUUUACCUGAAAUGUUCAGUUUAUGAUCUGAGCCAUAAACCGUGUAUCAUUUAGCAUGGCAUUGUAGCCUAACAUUAGUGGCAUCCUUUGCUUCACUAAUGCUCUCUUUUGCUUUGUUUGUGCCUGAAUGAUUAAUGUGAUGUUUAUAAUUUUAUAUAUAUUUUUUUGAUUAGUCGUUUAGUUUUCUACCUAUAUGUUCUAAGCCAAGCAAUAUGGCAGUUACUUAAAUCCAUGUAGAUUAACAUCUUCCUAUUAUUUAGUUACAAUGAAUUAUGAUGUAUGUCAAAUUAUCAUGUAGAUGUAUGCAUACUUCUAUAUCUGAUUGAAAAUGGUGUGGCCUUAUGGCUCAGGGGUUGAUAAAUGCAAGGGGAAUAUUGCUCAGCGAUCAAGGUGAGGUUGAACUGAACCUCUGUCACCAGAUUAGUUAUACUUACUGUAAUCCAUCCCUAAUUUUCUUCUUUCUUGUAAAGGCGUUUUUAGAAAGAUGUGUUGUGUAUGAAAAAAUGGUUUAUACAAAGCUGUUAUGUAAAUAUUUAUUUAAAUAAAAAAACAACAAAAAUUA